AUGCAGAGACUCACCUUGAAGCAGGGCACCAGACGCAUCAUGAUGACCACGAGCUUGGUACAGCGCCAGGCGGCGGUGCUGGGCGCGCGGACCGUGUCCUACGACACGGGCGACAAGAAGGGCAGGGUCAUGUCGCUCGAGGAGGAGCAGCGGGUCGCGGCGCAGCAGUACAAGGACCAGCAGAAGCUCAGCCCCAAGCUCGACGACGAGACCGUGCGACGCUUUCACGAGCCCUGGCAGGGGGUCGAGAAGCGCGAAAGCGAAAUGGCCGACGUUGAAGGGAUGGGCCUCAGCGAGAGCGCCACGGAGGCGAUCGGGGAGGUGAUGGAGGGAGCCGUGCAAGCGCUCGAAGGGACGAUGCCCCUCAAGCGAAAGGGCGGGCCUGAGAUCAAGCCCUAA
Messenger RNA from Acanthamoeba castellanii str. Neff, 399 nucleotides. RefSeq lists its product as uncharacterized. The transcript has 2 exons. The record is from RefSeq and is a predicted model, not a curated record. Lineage: Eukaryota; Discosea; Longamoebia; Acanthamoebidae. The coding region runs from base 1 to 399 and encodes 132 amino acids.